CGAUAAGCGAGCGAGCGUGGGAUUUGACGGCGGGGUCUCCCUCUUAGCAGCGCGUGUAUAAAGUCCCUUCUUUCCCAUCGCUCAUUCCUCUUUCUUCAUUCGCUCCCCAACACACACACUCUCAAUCGACUUUUUUUCUUUUCAUUUUUGUCAUUCACUCUACAAAGAACCUUAUAUCAUGUCCUCUGCUACUGCCGCUUCCAAGAAGGGUGACGAAAAGCACCUUUACACCGUCGUGGUCCUUGGUGCUUCUGGUGAUCUUGCCAAGAAGAAGACCUUCCCAGCGCUUUUCGGUCUCUACAAGAACAAGUACCUCGACCAAAACACACACAUCAUCGGCUAUGCUCGCACCAAGAUGGAUCGUUCCACUUUCGAGGAACACGUCUCCAUGAACAUCAAGCUGAAGACCGACGAGGACAAGGCUGCACACAAAAAGUUCCUGAAGCUGUGCUCGUACCAGUCUGGCCAGUAUGAUCAGGAUAGCGAUUUCAAAAGGCUUGAGGACGCCAUCCGCGAGGUCGAAAAGGCAUCAGGUGCGACCGCAAGACUGUUCUACAUGGCCUUGCCUCCUUCGGUCUUUAUCUCUGUUGCGAAGGGUCUGAAGAAGAACAAUUACACCGAAGAUUCUCUUGUCCGUCUUAUUGUCGAGAAGCCCUUUGGUAUGGACUUGGAUAGUUCGCGCGAACUGGCCAAGGACCUCGGUAGUCUCUUCAGUGAGGACGAAAUCUACCGUAUCGACCAUUAUCUCGGCAAGGAAAUGGUCAAGAACCUGAUGAUCCUGCGUUUCGCAAACGUCAUCUUUGGUUCCGUUUGGAAUCGUCACACCAUCGACAACGUCCAGAUCACCUUCAAGGAAAAGCUCGGCACUGAAGGCCGCGGCGGCUACUUUGAUGAGUUUGGCAUCAUCCGCGAUGUCAUGCAGAACCAUAUGCUUCAGAUCUUGACCUUGGUUGCGAUGGAACCCCCGGUUUCGCUCGGUGCUGAGGAUGUCCGUGAUGAGAAGGUCAAGGUACUGCGCUUCAUCCCUCCAAUUGUCAAGGAUGAUAUCCUGUUGGGCCAGUAUGGCAAGUCAGAGGAUGGCAAGGAGCCUGGGUACCUCGAUGACAAGACCGUUCCCAAAGACAGCAAGACCCCGACCUACGCUGCCGCCACACUCUUUAUCGAGAACGAGCGCUGGUCCGGUGUUCCCUUUGUCAUGAAGUGUGGCAAGGCCCUCGACCAGCAAAAGACCGAGAUCCGCAUUCAGUUCAAAGAUGUGGCCGGACACCUGUUCACCACUCUGUCACGCAACGAGAUCGUCAUCCGCGUCCAGCCCGACGAGGCAGUCUACGUCAAGAUGAUGAACAAGGAGCCUGGCCUAGGCACAAAGACCAUCAUCUCAGACCUAGAUCUGUCGUACUCGAGCCGCUUCAGCGACUCGGUGAUCCCCGAGGCGUACGAGUCCCUGAUCCUGGAUGUUUUGAACGGCGACCACUCCAACUUUGUGCGCGACGACGAAUUGGACGCGGCAUGGAAGAUUUUCACGCCCAUCUUGAAGCAGAUCGACAACGGCGAGAUCGACCCCAUUCCCUACGCGCACAGCAGCCGUGGACCCAAGGGAGUGACCGAAUUUGUGGCCAAGUACGGCUACACGCGUGAAAGACAGGAGUACGUUUGGCCACAACACUCUGAGGCCGGAUCGGCCGCUGGCAAGGACCAAAAAUAAUUUUCAUACAGCGCGAUGAACAGCGCGAGCAUAAUUCUGUGAAGCAAAUAAACGAUUGUACAUUCAUGCCUUCCUUUUG
Gamsiella multidivaricata is the source of this 1784-nucleotide messenger RNA. RefSeq names its product glucose-6-phosphate dehydrogenase. The transcript has 5 exons. The coding region runs from base 179 to 1705 and encodes 508 amino acids. Gene Ontology annotation, biological process: pentose-phosphate shunt, oxidative branch; glucose metabolic process. Gene Ontology annotation, cellular component: cytosol. The record is from RefSeq and is a predicted model, not a curated record. NCBI's taxonomy places the organism in Eukaryota, Fungi, Mortierellomycota, Mortierellomycetes, Mortierellales, Mortierellaceae. Gene Ontology annotation, molecular function: glucose-6-phosphate dehydrogenase activity; NADP binding.